GUGAGGUUUCGGACUUCAUGAGGAACCUACAACAAGAGGAUGGAUAUCCUCUCUGAUUUUUGGCUGUUUUCAGGUUUUAAUUCCAUAAACAUGAAGCCAGCUUUCAUGAUCCAGCCUUGUCCGGCAGCAUGAUUGGAGCAUCAAGUCUCUCAGGGCACACUUUGGUAGCUUGCCACUUCCCUGUGGUUCAGCUACCAACAUGGCAGCUUCCGGUUCAGGCCCUGUGCAACUCGGCCAAGAGGCCCAGCCGGCUGUGCUCAGUCGGCCUGACUCGGGCUGUGUCCCUCCCAGAGCAAGAUACUCUUAACCGAGAGCAUGCCUUCACAGGUGGCCAAAGACAUUUUUCCAGCAGUUACUGUAGUCUUAAUGAAGACCGAACAGAAGAGGAGGGGACCAGUGACAGCAGUGGGAGGUAUGACUCCACCUCAUCGCCAGAAGAGACAAGUUCCCACCUUAAGAAGGAAAGCCCAGAAGCUAGAGGCAGCCAGCGCUCACACAACUCAUUCCUUCCCAACACAGAGCUAGAUGAUGAUGAGGAAGAUGAUGACAGUAAUGGUGAUAAUCUUCACAGAUAUCAUGAGGACUCAUCUUUUGUUUUGCAUGGAAAUUCAAACUGGCCAAUAAAUAAUGGUGUUAUAACUGAUACAUUACCACAUGGGGACCUGGACAGUGAAUGGGGCAAUGAAGGUACAAUGCUGGGUACAAAGAGUGAUCGAGAGUGGCUUUCUAACCAGAUGGACUCGCUGCAGCCUGAAUGUCAAUGCGUUCAUGUGAACAGAUCUGGCAUCACAGUGUCCCCUUGUUUGGAACAGGAUUCCGACAGACUGCAGGAUAACAUGUUCUGCUGCAUCCACAGCCAGAACAAAUGUUCCCCAGAGCUGCAGUCCUACAGUCACACAGAGUAUGUCAGUGAUUCGUCCUGUAACAGUUCUGAUGGUAUCUUGGUUAACUUCUGCACCAUCUAUAACAGGAGCAAUAAUCCCGCCACCCCUCAUGAUCUCAGCAGUCCCCCACUUCAUCCCUGUCAUUCUUCUGAGGGAUCUGUGUUCCUCAAUCUCCAACCUGUUCCUCAAAGUCCAUCUGAGCAUGUGCGCCAUGAUGAUAAGACAGUUUACUCUCCCCCGAAAGAAGAGGCUGACGUGGCCCUCUCUCAUUCUUGCUGGUCUCCUCAGGGCCUCGACUCUAACUGCAACCUUUAUUCCCUGGAACUGCUACCUUCGGGUCUCUCUUCUCUGGAAGUAUCAGACCUGGCUGCCUGUCUUCAAAGCCAGUCAUUAUUGGCCAUGGGAACUACCCAGAAAUACUACAAGCUUGUGUCUUGUGACCUCUCCUCCCAGUCACCAAGCCCAGCCUGGUCUAGUCUGACAAGCUGCACUGAGGGACAGGGCAGAAACAGCCCCUUCCUUCCCCCUGUCAAUCACAGGAGUGACGGGCAACUAAAUGAAAUUAAGGAGGACAAAGAGGAACAGCAUCAAGAAAAAAGGCUGACAUCUGCACGAUGCAGCCCUAGGUUUGACUCUUCCCACUUUCAGACCACUGAUUACCAGGUUGCCACCACCUCCACUGACAAAGCCCCCUGCAGAAAGCAACAUACAGACGGGAUCCAGAACGUCUCCCACUCACCAUGUUCAUCGUGCCCCAGCCGAUGUAGCCCACAUAGCAGUAAAUGCCAAGAUACAAAAGCUGCAUUCACCCUACCAUCUGCAGUUCAGGACCAAGCGCACAACAAAACAGAUCCUUCUGAGAUGGGAGCUUGUUCACUGGAAAAAGAAAUGAUGCACAGCAGUAAGCCCAAAAGACCAACAUCUCUUCCAAUCCAGCCAUUUGUUCUGGUGCCUACAGGAAAACCGCAGUCCCAGGCCCAGCAUCUGGGUUGUCUUCUGGAGCAGUACAUAAAUCAAAAGCACAACAAGCCUGGGGAGUCCCAGCCAGGCCUUGAGUUCAAAGUGAAGAGGAGCCAAUGCUUAUCUAAUCUUCAUUCAUCACUAAUGGAGAGCCACUGUCCCAUCUUCCUGGAGGCUCCUUCUACUUCUGAUAGCUGCUCCACUUGCACCCCGAGUCCAGAGUGCUUCGGUCACAGACACACAUGGAACCAAUCCUUCAAAAGUGAAAGGUGUCCACGUACAUCAAAAGGCAGCCUGGAUACACAUCACACCAGUUUAAAGCCCAGAAUAGUUCAAGUGCAAGAUAACUUAAGUCCAAACUGUGGCAAAACUCAGACUAAUAGUUCUGUAAAUGGGAUUACUUCCCCACAUCAAUCCAACCUUGUUAAGAUCCCCACCUAUCAGGACCUGAUCACCCUUAGCUUGGAGCAGAGCCAUGCCAGCCCUGAGUCCAGAAGCCCCAGUCAGUCCCUGACCCAAACUUCCUACCAUCCAGGAUCCUCCCACACUCCACCCACAUUACCUUUAACAGCUGACACUCAUCACCCUAACCUGCAAGCCACCCUGUUGCCUCCCACAACCUCACCAUCACAGCAAAAGACUCUUGCUGAUUCUAGCUUUUUCCACAGUAGUUUCACAGCUGCCCUUUCCUCAGUAGCUCCUCUUUCCUCUCUGAGCUCUCUCAUCUCCUUGGCUGCUUCUGGCCUGCAUCCCCAGCAAAUCCAGGACUCUGCCAGGCUCAUUUCGAAGCCGACUCAACACAGUGAAUCUCUGAUCCUGAGUGACAGACCACCUACAGAUUUCUUUCUCUCGCCCGAUACAUCUUAUGAGUCCAUGUCUAUCAGCCAUCUUCAAAGAAGAGGAUUGCUGAGAAAUGUAAGCAGUGCAGUUGAUUUGAUCAUGGCCCAUUUUGGCAGCAGCAGAGACCCUGAAGAAAAGAUGCGUCUGGGUAACAGCUCUUACAGCCCUACAAUUGUUGGCCUUGUCCUGGAGCACUUGUGUCCUGCAAUCCAGAAGAUUUUAGAGGAUGGUUUGAGGGAUCACAAACUGGAUUUCAUAAUCGGGCAGCGCCGCAAUCACUCCUGGAGUGUGGUAGAGAUUUCCACUACAAUCGGUCCAUCCACCAAGGUCCUUCACAGUCUGGUCUCCAAAAUAAGGCAAUGCCCCCAGCUCACCAGCCACUGCAUGAGACUGAGAGCCUUCAUCAUGGGCCUUCUGAACUUGAGGGCUUUGGAGUUUUGGCUCAGUCACCUACAGAGUCAAAAAGAUGUGGUGGCAACAUACUACCACUCUUGGGGGUUUCUGUUCAUGUCACUGGGUCGUUGCCAGCCUUUGUUUCAGGAGCUGCUGCUUCUGCUGCAGCCACUCUCUGUGUUGCCCUUUGACCUCAACUUGCUCUUGGAGCCGCGGCUGUUACAUCAUAGAGUGUGUUCAGAGGUGCCAGCAGCAUCUCCUCCUCAGCCAUGCUCAGCCUUGCUGGUGACUAGUUGGCCAAAGUUACAAGUCGACAGAAAGGUAGAGAACAGCUAUAGCGCCCAGAAAACUAAGCUCUCACCCCAUAGAGGCCAAGAGAUUCUGAAUUUGCAGAAUUCAGGUUGCUACAAGCAACAACCUGGAGGUAUGCAGGUCAGCAGGAGUCCAUUGGCUUCUAUUCCAGAGUUCUUGCCAAAGGACCAUGAUCUUGAGAAUGUUGUGACUGAAGCGGUAGAUUUUAGCCAAAACCAAACAGAUACUUGGUUUCAGAUAAGUAUGCACAGCAGGCAAGAAGAGAGGAGAGUGGAGCAAGACUGUGGGACCCAAAAAGCAUCAACCUUUGUCCAGGCAGCGAGUCCUCAUCAGGGCAGCCUGCGCUGGGCCAAACUGUUUGGAGCAGCUGAUAGUCCCAAAAAAGCAGAGAAAAGUUCUCAGCAUCACAGUGGAGUACAAACCAGGAGGCUGCCAUCACAAUGGCUACAUUUGGACAGAUCACAGCUUGGACUGUUGGCUCAAUCCAUCAGAUCACUGAAACCAGGAGGAGCUCAGCUACACAAGGAGAGCUGAGAUCUAAACCCUCUGUGGGGGAAUGACAGAGUGGGGCCGCGGGCGGGGACUAUGUGGGGGGCUAUUUAUUGUUUUAACAAAAAAGUCUGAAGUGCAUGAAAAUAAAUUCACAGAGCUGAACUACACAGAUGAACUGAUUAAAAAAAGACAAAAGCACAAGAUCAAUAGCCCCUGGCCCGUAUUCAGUAAGCUUUACACUGCACCAGCUGAGCUCCAUAAAAACCAUUAGCUACUGUAGUUACAAAUAAAAAUAUUCAAACUUUAUAUUUUUUUAAAUGUUUAAGGAAACACCUGUAGCACUUUGUACAUUCAAAAGAAAUGACUUGUUUUUAACAAGAACUGGUUUAACUUCACAAACACAAACAAAAAGAUAAAGGAGGAAAUGUCAGUCACAACAUGAAAGUUGCACCAGGAAAUCUGGCAGGUUUUUGCUCUCUGGCUCUCCUUAAAGUUGUCUCAUAUGACACCACAACUAUAAAAACACGUUUUUCAC
Molecule: messenger RNA, 4416 nt
Organism: Melanotaenia boesemani (Boeseman's rainbowfish)
Lineage: Eukaryota; Metazoa; Chordata; Actinopteri; Atheriniformes; Melanotaeniidae
Product: iporin
Exons: 10
Coding region: 129-3923 (1264 amino acids)
Cellular component (GO): cytoplasmic vesicle
Source: RefSeq, a predicted model, not a curated record